CAUUUUGGCUCUACGCCUACGGCGACAGGGCCGGGAGACUCCUCGGCAGAUCCACAAGGGCGCUCUAGAUGGGUGCCGCCCUGGAGCAAGGCAGAGUUGUGGCGGAGCUUGCGCCGUGUAAGAACGGGCCCAGGAUUCAAGCACCCACCCGGCAUUACUCCUCUCCAUUGUUCUUGACGAAAGCUACGGAUUCACCAGGUCCCGCCUUGAUUUAUCUCCGCCUCAGUUAAGGAUGGAAAUUUCUGGGCCUCAUCCAAACCAAAAAAUCGAACUGGGGAAAGGAGAAGGGGAAAAAAAUCUCUUUUUUUUUAGAGGCGGAGGAAUAAAAGAAAAUCGUGAGGUAAAAUAACGGAGAACUUCGUACGUCACAGGAAGCAGAACCGGCUUCGCUUCGUUCGUAGCCAGAUGGCUUCAUUGCUCGCGCCGGUGCGCACCGAAUUGCUUCUCGAAUUCCCCAAGUUAGCGCCGUGUUAUGGAAACCGGUGGCGGAGCAGAGCGGCCGCGGGGUAUUUGAGGCCUGGCCGCCAUCGCCGGGAUUGCCGGAAGUGGAAGAGGGACGUUAAGAUCGCUGCGGCGAAGGUUGAGGGUUUCUCGUCACAAGAUGGCGUUGCCGAAGAUUACUACGCUGUUCUCGGGCUGGUGUCAGAUGCCACUCCUCGGCAGAUAAAGGAAGCUUAUUAUACUUGUAUGAAAUCAUGCCAUCCUGACUUGAGUGGGAAUGAUCCAGAUAUCAAUAGCUUCUGCAUGUUUAUCAAUGAGGUCUAUGGGGUGCUCAGUGAUCCUGUGCAGCGUAUGGUAUAUGAUGAAAUUCAUGGAUAUGCGGCAACGGCUAUGAAUCCUUUCUUGGAUGAUAGUGCUCCAAAAGAUCAUACAUUCGUUGAUGAGUUUUGUUGCAUAGGGUGCAAAAAUUGUGCUAAUGUGGCUCCGGAUGUGUUCAAAAUAGAGGAAGACUUUGGCCGUGCAAGAGUUUGCAGCCAAUCAGGGAAUCUUAACUUGGUUCAAGAAGCAAUUGAUACCUGCCCGGUUGAUUGCAUUCACUGGACAUCCGCUGCCCAACUUUCUCUCCUUGAAGAUGAAAUGCGUAGAGUUGAGAGAGUAAAUGUUGGGCUAAUGCUCGCCGGAAUGGGAAGAUCAUCCAUGGAUGUUUUCAGAAUGGCAAGUUCGAGAUGGGAAAAGCGCCAAGCAAAAGUCUUGGAAAAGGCUAAGAUGCAGAUGAUGAAAUCGAAAGAUUCCGAUAAGAGCGGAUUUACGAGUGCAUUUUGGAACAAUAUUUGGGGUUCACCAAAGAACACAGAGGAAGAAGUGAAGGCCAGGGCUAAGAGUGCUGCUGCGGCGGCGAGAAGGUGGCGAGAGUACUCGAGAAAGGGAGCCGAUAGACGUCCCACAUUCAAGCUUCCUGAGGCGAUAUCGAACAAGGAAUAGUUAGGGGGGAAAAAUUAAGAGCAAAUUUCAUGUACAAUCUCUUGUGGUGAGAUGAUCAUUGCCAUUGAUUGCUUGUUGUUCUUCUUAUACCUUCACUUGUUCUGAACAGAAUUUACCUCACAUCUCAUGUCUCAUACUUGUGUAUCAUAAUUGUCACUGAUAUUAAAUAUUGAUAUUUGAUA
Molecule: messenger RNA, 1604 nt
Organism: Zingiber officinale
Lineage: Eukaryota; Viridiplantae; Streptophyta; Magnoliopsida; Zingiberales; Zingiberaceae
Product: chaperone protein dnaJ C76, chloroplastic-like
Exons: 10
Coding region: 406-1422 (338 amino acids)
Molecular function (GO): iron ion binding; electron transfer activity
Source: RefSeq, a predicted model, not a curated record